Peromyscus leucopus (white-footed mouse) is the source of this 2382-nucleotide messenger RNA. RefSeq names its product GSK3B interacting protein (gene Gskip). Bases 379 to 798 code for a protein of 139 amino acids. The record is from RefSeq and is a predicted model, not a curated record. Gene Ontology annotation, molecular function: kinase regulator activity; protein kinase A binding. Gene Ontology annotation, biological process: regulation of canonical Wnt signaling pathway. Lineage: Eukaryota; Metazoa; Chordata; Mammalia; Rodentia; Cricetidae. The transcript is spliced from 5 exons. Gene Ontology annotation, cellular component: cytoplasm.
CGGGGGCGGUGCCGGCGUCGCAAGUCCAGCUCCAGACGCCUCGGGACGAGGAAGAGGAGGGACAUGGGCGCUCGCAGAUGCUAUUUGAGUCAGAGACUUAGAGAAAGCGAAGAAGUGGGACACGUGGAUGCCUGAGUUAUUUUCCAGACAAGACCACCACCUGCAGGGCUCAUCACAGGAGUCAUGCUUGACAGUCUCCCCGACUUCACCGCUCUGAAUUUGCAGUGCAGCGAAAUAAAGGCUAGUGAAGUCAACGUGGAGAAUGAAAGAUCCAACAGUCAGCACCCUGAGAGUUUUGUGAAUCCUCAAGACCAGAACUGGUAGCACAGCCCAGAAAUCACCAGCAGAUGGAGAAAGCGGAGUCCUGAAUCACUUAGGAUGGACACAGACUGUAACCCCGUGGAGCUGGGCAGUAUGUCUGGAUUUGAGGAAGGCUCCGAGCUCAAUGGGUUCGAAGGAACGGAUAUGAAGGACAUGCGGCUAGAGGCUGAGGCUGUCGUAAAUGAUGUUCUCUUCGCCGUCAACAGCAUGUUUGUCUCGAAAAGCCUGCGCUGUGCAGAUGAUGUGGCUUACAUCAACGUGGAGACAAAAGAGAGGAACCGAUAUUGCCUAGAGCUCACAGAAGCAGGGCUCAGGGUGGUGGGCUAUGCUUUUGACCAGGUGGAGGAUCAUUUGCAGACCCCUUACCACGAGACAGUCUACUCCUUGUUGGAUACGCUCAGCCCUGCCUACCGGGAAGCAUUUGGAAAUGCACUCCUUCAGAGACUGGAAGCUUUGAAAAGGGAUGGGCAGUCAUGACUCAUUUUCCUCAUAGUGGGGCUACCGCUGGCAUAGAAUGCUAACAUAAGACUUGACAUCCUUGCAUAUAAUCAUUGUAGAAAGUGCAUUGUUGGCUUUAUGUGUUUAUCAUUCACAUGUAGGCUUUUGACUCAGAACAUAAUUGACUCAUAAACUGUCUUAGUUCCAGAUUCAUUGAAGGAAAUUUCAAGGCCAUUACUCUGACACUCAUUACGUUCUGAUUUCUUCACACAGCCUCUCUACAUCUCAAUACCUAAUCAGCGUCUCAUUCUCUUACUACAGGGCUUCAAUGCUGCCAGCACUCUCUUUUACAUAGAAAAUUCUAGAUUUGCACAGUGAUAUAGAAAUUAGAAUCACCUAGCUUCAGACCUGGAUUCAGCCUGCUAAAUCAGGGGUUUACUACUAGCUUGGACUGGCCUUAUUGGGAACAAACUGUCAACUAGUUUCCCCUGCACAGAUUGGAAAUUUACUGGUCUACUUACAUUACCCAGUGGACUGAUGGAGGUGAAUUGCUUCUAUGUUACUUAACUAGGAUGAAAGGAAAGGCAGGGACAGAAAUAGUUCUUAUUCCUUGUUUGCAACAGCCAGCCAUCCUAGAGAGGACAGACCGUUAGCAAAUGAAUGUAACAAUUACUCAUUUCCAAGAGAUCUAAGCACAUGAGCAAAUAGAGGAACAGGCACCACCGCAUUCUCAGCGUGUAUCAUUUCAAAGGAAAAAGAUCCUGGUUUCCUGGGAAACGAUAUUUUGGCCUGUGUUGAUUCUUAUUCUGAAUGUUUGUUUACAAUGUACAGUAUAUAUAUAUUCAGAAAGUAUUUUUGCUUCAACGCUUACUUUCUAUAAAGUAGUGCUUUGGUAUUCCUACAGCGCCCUCCUUACCCUGCAGUCAGGCAGUGUUCUGUCUCAUUGCCACAUGUACAGUGUAAUAUGAGUGCAUUGUAUGGUUUGAAACCAAAGGAUGAAUGAAGCAUUCAGAAACUUGAUAUUUAAAAAAGAGAUGCUCUGUAUUUUAUAUUUUAUUACAGUCCCUGGUGUUUUUAAACUUAAUAAAACACUUCAUGCUGCUGCAUGUUUUCCAGUACAUGACGAACAGAAAGGACCUGGGCGUUGUUUUUAAUUGUCACCCAAAGCAGCUGCUUCAGAGAUGUUGAUCGGCCAUCUGCAGCUGGGUACACCUGCCAUACAUUUGUCAUAGCAGAUCUUUUUGUCUUUCAAAUGGGCAUUUUUAGCCUCUGAGGAUCAUGUGAGGGAAGGCGAGGGGUAAGAGCACUUGCCUGUCAUGGGUAAGCACUGGGUUCAAUCCUGAGGAUUAAAACAGUUUUCAGAACCCAGAAUGAUCAUGUGGACCAGGACAGUUAGAGUCUGCCUGCAUUGCUGAUACAGGCAGAGAUCACCGGGUGCCUGAGCCUGGCUUUAUGAGGCGCUCAUUCUGACAUGAUGUUUGGGCAAUAAAAACCCAACUUCAGGUCCAACUUCUUCAUGCUUAAUCUCAGGCUAAUAUAAGAAAAUGAUGUUUGUAGAGUUUGAAUAAAAUUGUUUACUUGCUUUUGAGUUGAAUAUAAAGUGAUCGUGUUUAAAAUUUGAAA